AUGGCCCACCUGCCCGUUCCCGAAUCCGGAUGUGCUUACAUCGCCACGCUUGCCCCGGCCGCCAUCGGCUUCGUCGGUUACUCGAUUUUUGCCGGAGAUGACCUGACGCAGAGAUGGUAUCAGACUCUCCCCCGCCGAGAGUGCGCCGCCAAGACCCUGAAAGCCUCCGCCCUCACCGAUUUUCUCUCCAUUUCUCCCCUAGGCUACGCUUCUUUCCUUGUCCACCGUGCUGCCGACCACUGCCCAUGCAACAAAAAGCUGGCGAUGAACGCCUACGGCCUGAACCUCUUGCUGUUGUUGGCCAAGAACUAUGCGACGAGGAACCAGAAUAAGACUCAUCUUGCCGGUACCUCCACCCUGGCCGCCAUCCUCGCCAUCGCCACUGCCGUCGGAUUCUACAAGGCCGACAAGACCGCCGGCCUUCUGAUGGCCCCGUACGCCGUGUGGACCAGCUUCCAAGCCUACAACUCGCUCCAGAAGGACAUUGUGACUGUGCACGGUGUUUCCGGCGAGCAGCCAAAGAGUCACUGGAAUUGGAUGAUCCGAGAGUUAUGCUUUGAUGGCAUUGUCGAAAGUGCCUAUUAUGAUGUAAACGACCACACACAUCAUCUCGCAUUUGCAAACCAGAUCACAGCAACCAGAGGGUUCUCUAGGUUCCAACAAAGCAUGCAACAGGCGUUGUCAAUGGCGCAGCAGGCGAAUCAAUUUGAGCGACAACACGUACUACGUCCUGGCGACGUCACGGGCCCGGCACCGACACCUCCAAGCUACCCAUACACGUCCGGGUUUUCGGCUCACCCUCCGAGCUAUACCUACACAUCUACCUCAUCUGGUCCAACGCCGGCGAGGAAUUCUGGCAAUCAGACGAUCGUCGUCGUGACAAAUAUCCCUGACGAAGACGACGCGGACCUGUGGAAAUAUAUGGUGAAACGGAUGGCAGGGGGCAAUGUGGAUCGUCUGAAAAGGGCUAUCCACCUUGGUCCGGACACUCGCCAGUUGCUUUUCGAAUCGGAGACCGCUGCGAAGGCGUUCAUCAAAGAAUAUGACAGGAAAAAGUACCCCUUCGGGAUGGCAGGCGAUACGAUGCGGAUGAAAAUUGCGGAUGAAGCAAUGAUACCCAACAAGAAAAAGCUGCUGAUCACUGGAUUAUCAGCUGAUUGGACCCCUGAGUUAAUCUACCACAAUUUGCUCGGUGCGAGCACCAUGAUCAAGGGCGGAAUCCAAGGAGUCAGGCCUAUGGAGAAGCCCGGAUCUGGCAUCUACCAAGUCAUUGUCGAAUUUUUCUCUGAAGACGCUUGCCUAGAGGCCAUGCAACGAUGUCGGCAAAACUCUAUGGGUUCCAUCAUGCGAGCUAAGCACGUAUUGGAGCCGUUUUCAAACUUCGAAUCGCCGCAUAAGAAGCUCGUGCUCAGAGGGCUGCCAAAAGACGCGACAAAAGCUGAUAUCAUCCGCUAUGUCUUUAUGAACGAUCCGGAAUUGAUUCACGAAAGCAUCAGCCUCCACAACCUAAAUUGUACGGCGGAGUUCAAGACCGAAGAGGCAGCGACUCGGAUGUUCGUUGACAUCAACAAAAAGCCUUAUCGUGGCAACGGGCCAUUGCUGCAUGUCGAAUGGUUCACGUCGAAU
Molecule: messenger RNA, 1626 nt
Organism: Mesorhabditis spiculigera
Lineage: Eukaryota; Metazoa; Nematoda; Chromadorea; Rhabditida; Rhabditidae
Source: the annotation of a GenBank genome assembly